Lottia gigantea (owl limpet) is the source of this 294-nucleotide messenger RNA. RefSeq lists its product as hypothetical. Lineage: Eukaryota; Metazoa; Mollusca; Gastropoda; Lottiidae. The record is from RefSeq and is a predicted model, not a curated record. The annotation marks the transcript as partial. The transcript is spliced from 2 exons.
UUUUUGAAUUUUCAAGUUAGUAUGUUGAAUUUUCAAGUUAGUAUGUUGAAUUUUCAAGUAAGUAAUUUGAAUUUUCAAGUUAGUAACUUGAAUUUUAAAGUUAGUAUCUUGAAUUUUCAAGCUAGUAUGUUGAAUUUUCAAGUUAGUAUGUUCAAGUUAGUAUUUAGUAACUUGAAUUUUCAAGUUAGUAACUUGAAUUUUCAAGUUAGUAUCUUGAAUUUUCAAGCUAGUAUGUUGAAUUUUCAAGUUAGUAUGUUGAAUUUUCAAGUUAGUAUGUUGAAUUUAGUAACUUGA